Messenger RNA from Rasamsonia emersonii CBS 393.64, 354 nucleotides. Its product is annotated as Sorting nexin-3. The transcript has 2 exons. Gene Ontology annotation, biological process: late endosome to Golgi transport; endocytic recycling. Gene Ontology annotation, cellular component: early endosome membrane; retromer complex. The record is from RefSeq and is a predicted model, not a curated record. Gene Ontology annotation, molecular function: phosphatidylinositol-3-phosphate binding. NCBI's taxonomy places the organism in Eukaryota, Fungi, Ascomycota, Eurotiomycetes, Eurotiales, Trichocomaceae. The coding region runs from base 1 to 354 and encodes 117 amino acids.
AUGUACACCUCGUACGAGAUCGUCUGCCGCACCAACAUCCCCGCCUUCAAGCUGAAGCACUCGGUCGUGCGCCGCCGCUACUCGGAUUUCGAGCACUUCCGGGACAUCCUCGAGCGCGAGAGCUCGCGCGUCACCAUCCCGCCGCUGCCGGGCAAGGUGUUCACCAACCGGUUCAGCGACGACGUGAUUGAGCACCGCCGGGAAGGGCUGCAGCGGUUCCUGCAGAUUGUGGCGGGUCAUCCGCUGCUGCAGACGGGGAGUAAGGUGCUGGCUAGUUUUAUUCAAGACUAUUCUAGUCUAUACUAUACUCCACGACCAGACCAGGUCUACAAGGUCUACAAAAUUCCAAUUUAA